Messenger RNA from Trichoderma aggressivum f. europaeum, 561 nucleotides. RefSeq lists its product as uncharacterized. The record is from RefSeq and is a predicted model, not a curated record. NCBI's taxonomy places the organism in Eukaryota, Fungi, Ascomycota, Sordariomycetes, Hypocreales, Hypocreaceae. Gene Ontology annotation, molecular function: acyltransferase activity, transferring groups other than amino-acyl groups. Bases 1 to 561 code for a protein of 186 amino acids. The transcript has 2 exons.
AUGCCUGCUCCCGGUGUCGUCGUUCCCUUUGACAUGUCGCUGCACUCGCACCUCACUCCUUACCUGGCUGCCAUUCACGCUUCCUGCAUCACUCACGACCACACAAUAGCCACAUUCCUUCUGCCACUAUCACAUGAGAAGCUUCUAUCCUGGUGGAAGGAGCGGAUUGCAGAAACAAACGAUGGGAGACGAUUGAUGCUGCUCCUGGUGAGCGAGCUGGAUCCAAGCGGCCGGAUCAAGGGGCCGGAGCUCAUAGGCGUCGUCAUGCUAUGGAUGCCGUACUCGGAGACGGGGUCAUUUCGAGGCUAUGUAGAGAAGCUGCUCAUCCACAAGCAUCACCGGGGGAAAGGCGGCGCGAGGGCGUUGAUGAGUGCGUUGGAAGCAGAGGCCCUGAGUCGAGGCCGGACAUUGCUGCUGUUGGAUACGGAGAGCGGCAACCAGGCAGAAGCAGUCUUUGGCAGGCUUGGAUAUACCGAGCUGGGCAAGGUUCCGGGAUAUGGCAUGAGUCCUGCGGGAGGCUUGAAGGACGGCACGUUUUUCUACAAGACGCUUGAGCUGUGA